This is a messenger RNA of Diaporthe amygdali, 3138 nucleotides long. RefSeq lists its product as uncharacterized. Lineage: Eukaryota; Fungi; Ascomycota; Sordariomycetes; Diaporthales; Diaporthaceae. The record is from RefSeq and is a predicted model, not a curated record. The transcript has a single exon. The coding region runs from base 1 to 3138 and encodes 1045 amino acids.
AUGUCAUCUCGAGGAACCCCUGCUAGGAUGUCAAUCAUCAUUGACUUGACAUCCGAUGACAUUGAUUCACAUGCCUCGGAGAUAAUAGACCUGACCUCGCUGGAUGAGCCAGAUACUUCCAGCAACAGCCUACUUGAGUCAAAAGUGAAGGUGGAAUACGAGUCUUCCACCCUGGCUGGGUCGACUCCAAAUGACUCUGGCGAGUCCAGCCCGAAGACCAUACGGGAUGAUGAUACCACCCUGACAGAGUCGAACCAUACUGAGGGCACCGAGCUCAGCCCCAGAAAUCCGCAGGACGAAAGUAACAUCUCAUCAGAGGAUGACUUGACCAUAAGCAGCAUACUGGCCCGCAGUAAGAAGCGCAAGCAUGUUUCUGAUGAGACUGGCGGCUCCCAAACCAAAUCUAGUGGUUCUUACAUUCCUUUAACACGUGAAGCCCUCGGCUCCCUUGUCGGUUCCCAGCCCCUGAAGCCUGACCUCGACAAUUUCUGGUCCGUCCGCAAGCCUCUUGUCAACGAGCCCGAUCCCCCAAAACCCCAACAGAACGAAGACGUGGAAGCUCAAAAUGGUGUGCAAACGGCUGGAAAUACUAACCCCCAAAUUCUCAACAUCGUCAGGGAAGAGGUAUUUGGUCCAGAAAAGAAAAAGAAGAGAAAGCACCGCAGCGAUAUAAAGAGCUCCCAGAAGAAGCCAGCGCAUCAGUUGAAUCAAGUUGAUGGGCAAGUUUUCUCAAAGUCUGCUCCCUUGCGAGCGGUCUCCGAAAGCCCGGUGAACAAAACCAGAGAAUCUGGGCACGGAAAGUCGUCCAAGGCCCAAGAGAAAUUCGAGACACAGCGUCCUCAGGAGAUCCGCGAGCCCAGCGGCCGAGAAGGAACUCCUAAUCGACUCUGCUCUCAAAAUGCUGGUCCCAUCACUACCAGUGGCAAGGAAGUUACUGCCGAUAGAGGUCUAGAUGACGGGUGUGGGAUCAAUGUUGCCGAGAGAUGCCCUUCCGUGGGCGACAUGCCCACGCAUACAUCCAAGAGCUCUGCGAGAUACCGACCAGGUGGCUUCCAGCGCAAUCGCCAAGGGCCAGCUUCAGCUCGCGAGAGGACACUUAAGAAACAAGCUGCGCGGGCUAUGAAGAGGCGACAUGAUGUGGACCACGCUCGAUCUAGUAAGCAUCAGGGAAAGAAGAAGUAUCUGAUGGCAGCUCAAGAUGAGCAGGGGAAUUGGGGCCCCAGUGGCUUUCAACCCGUCAGAACAGCAUCUCAGCUCAGCUUAAAGAACAAUCCUGAUCAGACAGCGCCAUAUGACCAAGACGAGGAUAUUGAAGAAACUCAUGGUGGGCUCAAUGACCUCGAAAUCGGUACCACGCCAUCACGACAGUCAUUGGAGAGCAAUGCUGGCCAGAAAGCGCCUGCGUAUCGAAAGGAACAUUACCCUGAAGAUCGUGAGCUCCCAAAACUUGGGAUGCGGGAGUCUCAACAGGCGUACGACAAGUAUGACCAACAAGAGCAACGUAAUGCCCAGUCAAAGCUCAACACUGCCCAACCAGCCGACCACCGCAAACAAUUCCAGCAGCCAAGAGACUCCGAAACUCACAGGGAGGCCCUCAAGGAAGCAGAAGCCUUUUUCAAGGAUCGGUUUUCACAGCUAGCACAGAAGCGCCAGACCAUCCUGGUCGACUCUGUGCCUGCUAAUUUGGGCAAGCCCAGUUAUGCGGAUCGCCGCCUCAUGGCACUGAAAAACACUGGAAAGGGAUUUGGUCCCAAACGCCAGGAUUCACUCAAGAGGGCUGCGGAGAAGAGGGUCAUAUACCGUCAGAAAGCCAUCGAUGCAAAGCGGCUGGCACUCGAGGCAGAAGCGAGCCACGAGUUCCCGAACGAGUCCAAGGAAAACAAAGAGCGCCGCAUCGAGGCUGGGUUGGCCCCGCUGCGAGAGAGGUUCAGGAGAAACGAUCAAAAGCGACAGGCGCAGAAGUCACACGGCCUUCUGACAGUCGAGUUCCUUGAAGAAGAUGGGGGUACAACAGGUGAUCAAAUCGAACGGCCUUCAGCGCUUGCUCCAAAGAGAAAGCAGCGCGGGAUCCCCGUCAUGGAGGCCCUUGAGCCUGGCGCUACGAUAAUGCUGUAUGCCGUGUACAUCAGCGACCCCGUCGACAAGGGAAAAGACUUCGACAGCUAUGAUCUGAAGCGCCUGGCUGAUCAAUUCCUCAAGAAGGAAGAUGCCAACAAGCAUGCUGAGGCGGUCCUCAGGAACGACCGCCUGCAUGAUUCGCACCUCGUUUCCAUCCAGUUCCGUGUUGGCCCUGAAGAUGGUCUGUUCUUUGGAUCGAAGGAGCUGGCUGAUGGAAAGAUAGUCAUGUGUAUGGUGCAGGGGGAGAGGCAUAUGUCUAGCGAGCUGAAUCUUCGCAAUGUUUUCGUGGAGGAGAAGCUUAAGGAGGUAUACCGCCCCCGUUUCGAUGUAUUCUACACGACCGUCACUCCGAAGGUCUUCCUCAAGAAAGAAGACGCCAGCACGGAUGGGGAAAAGGAAAAGGAAAAGGGGUCGGAGGAGAAGACUCCCAUCGCGGCUGCGGGAAAGGAGACAGAGUCAGCCGAUAAGGAGAAUGUGGAUGAAGACAGCAACAGUCUUUUCUCUGCCCCUCCAACCCCCGAGCCUAAGGCUGCUCAAGACGAGAAACGCGAGAGCGAUAAUGAGGACAGCGACACCGAUUCCGUUGCAACCGACGUCACAUUGGAGCCUUCUGAGCCCGGCGGAAAUCUGGGGUUGCUUUCCUGGAAUGACGUCGAAUACUUGCACGAGCAUAUGGGCGCCUUCACUACACUGGAACUUGCCAACCAGGAAGCCAUCGAAGUGGCUCGUGAGCUAUGGCGGCCAAAAGGCAACCGAAUGGACCCAUGGCUUUAUUACAGAAACUCCAUCGAGCCGAGCCUCCGGGAGGUUAGGGCGAUGAAUCUCGACCUAGAAGCGGCCGAGCUUGAAUUCGAAGUCCCAGCGUAUGAGGGUCAUGUUGACGAGAGACCAUGGCCUUUUAUUUACUCCACAGUAAUUGUGAAGGAGACAAGACUAGAGGGACCGAGGGACGUCGGCAACUAUAUCGUGACGGACAACGGUGUGGAGAGCGGCGAGGAGGAUGAGGAGCACGGUGACUAG